AUGGCGCGAGGGAGGAGACCAGGAACGGAGAGGAGCCCAUCAAUGGAGGAGGUCUGCUCAGGGGAAGUGCGCGUGGCGGGGAGGAACGCGUCGCCGAAGGAGGAGAUCGUCGCAGGGGAUCCUCUUUCUCCUUUUCUUUUUGUUCUUGUUGUUGAGGUCCUUCAUAGGAUAAUAGGAGAGGCAGUAAGACAUGGAAGGAUCUCUCUUUUGUUGGUUGGAAAAGACAAUAUUGAGUUGUCUCACUUGCAAUUUACGGAUGACAGAAUACUUUUUUGUCCUCCGGAGGAGGAGACUAUUUGCAAUUAUAAGCGGCUUCUACGGUGUUUUGAGAUGAUGACAGGCUUGAGCAUUAACUUUGAUAAAUUUAGCUUGAUUCCGGUUAAUUGCGAGCGAGAAUGGUCACAAAGGAUGUGUAUCUUGUUGGGGUGUAAGGAAGCAACGUUGCCAGUCAAAUAUCUUGAUAUUUCUUCGGGAGCGAAUCCGAAAUUGGUCAAGACAUGGAAACCUAUUAUAGACAAAGUAGAAGAGAACUUAAUCUGUGGAAAGCCAAAACGAUUAAUAAAGCUGAUGCCCAGAGCAGUAGCAGAUAAGUUGAUAUCUUUGCAAAGGAGGUUCUUGUGGAGUAAUGAGGACGGAAGGGAUGGGGUACCUUUGGUAAGGUGGGAUAUUGUGCAAGCUCCAAAACGCUUCGAGGGUUUGGGCGUGGGCGAUUCAGUGCUCCGGAAUACAGCAUUGUUGUUCAAGUGGUGGUGGUGGUUUUUAAAGAAGGAUUGCCCAUUAUGGAAGAAAAUUGUGUGCUCCUGCAAUGACUUGAAGCCAAAUGUCCUUCUUUCUUGUCAGCUGAUUCCUAAUACAAAGGGUCCGUGGAGGGACAUUUGUCAAUUGCAGAUAAGAGAACAGCAAGCGAGAGAUAAGAUGGUCAGAGGAUUAUCAUUAGAGUUAGAAGAUGGUAGAAGAAUUCAUUUCUGGGAAGAUAAGUGGCUACCAUGUGGUGUGUUGCAGGAUGUAUUUCCAAGGCUUUUCUCGGUUUCAAAUCAAGUCAGAUCUAUUAUAGGGGACUGUGGGUUCUGGGAUGGGCUGGAGUGGAUAUGGAACUUUCAUUGGAGAAUGGCUGAGACUCUCCCGGAGGUCAUUACGAGUUAUAGUUUCACUAGAUCUAUAUGGAGAGGACUAGUACCACCAAUAGUUGAGCUAUUCACCUGGUGUGGUGUGUUUGGAUAUACGCUUAUAAUAAAUGUUGGUCUAUUACAGGAACCAUUAAGCAACACUUUGAGAGUUGGACAGGAGCUCCUGUGGCACCCCCCUUUUUCAUCUUCCCACCAAGGCAAGUGCUCGACUGCUCGGGAAGCCUGCAACCAGUGCGAUCAAGGUCAGGGUCUCCGCGCUCCUUCACCCGUGAAUCCCACCUGUCCGGAUCCCGACAACCGAACAUUGGCGCCGUCUGUGGGGAUUCCUGCCUAA
Messenger RNA from Arachis duranensis, 1461 nucleotides. RefSeq lists its product as uncharacterized. Lineage: Eukaryota; Viridiplantae; Streptophyta; Magnoliopsida; Fabales; Fabaceae. The record is from RefSeq and is a predicted model, not a curated record. The transcript is spliced from 5 exons. Bases 1 to 1461 code for a protein of 486 amino acids.